CACCCCUGGCCCCCUUGAAUGUGUCUCAAAUCAACACAUGACCAGACAACAAGAAUUCAUCUGUGGCCUCUCGCACAAGGUGACCAUAGCAGUCCUCCCCAGACUGAACAUGGAGGAGCUGAUGUUUGAACUCAACAGAAGGAUUGGAAACCUGGACCAAGAGGACAGCAUCAAGGACAGACUGGUCAGUAUCCUUAGGGACGUGAUGUUGGAGGAAUACCGUCAGUUAGAAAGGAAGGCGGAAAUAAGUAUGCCUGGAAAAGAACAGGAGACAAUAAUCAUUCAAAGGGAUAUUUCAAUGGCAUAUGCAGAAAUGACAUCAACUCCUGACGCCUCACAGCAAAGUUCUGGUCUAGACCUUGUGAACAGCAAGGAAAACAACGAUACCAGCAAUGAAGUGUUCACGCAUACAAGGGAGCUCGCGCUAAAUGCAGUUCAGGCACAGCUGACAGCUACGAUCCCUCCAUCUAAUACCACCCUGACACAGAUGAAUACCACAGUAGAGUGCAUUAAAAGAGAAGAUGAUGCUAUGGCAACUGAGGAUGGUGCAGGUAGAGGCUAUCAUGAUGAGCUUAACAUGGACACUCUUACUUUUAGCACACAAGUCCUUGAUGCAGUUAACUCAACAAGUAAUACUUACACAGAGAAGCCUGUGGAAGAUGAUAAACCCUGUCAGGAAACAGCCGUUGCCUCCGCCUUAUGUGAACCGACGUCAGACCACACUGAAAGACAUACAUGUAUAAAGACGGAAUGCCAUGAGCCCGAGGAUGAUUACAUUUCUCUACCAUCCAACUGGAAUCAGAAUGAAUGUUAUACUGAUGACAGAGAUACUGCUUUGAUUAACGGUGAGCAUGAAGACAGUCCAAAAGUGAAUAUUGAAGAGACUCCUUCCACUUCUUGUAAACUGACACCAGACCGGGCUUGUAAGAACAGGGUGUCUCUUCUUUCUGAUAAGAACUCUGGAAUUAAUUGCAAAGGGCACGUGCGUGACAUCCGUGGAUUUAAUACAUCGAAUGCACACAAUAUCUCCAAGCCUAAUAGGCAAUGUUACAAAGCAGAAGAAAAGCCUUUCAUGUGUGGUGAAUGUGGUUAUAGGGCAUCAAAUAAGACCAGACUUGUCGAACACAUGAGGACACACACUGGCGAGAAACUGUUCAAGUGCAACCAAUGUCAUUAUCAGGCGUCACUUAAAAGUUCGCUUGUCAAGCAUAUGAAAAAACACAGUGACGAGGAACCUUACUGCUGUGACAUUUGUGAGUACAAGACCUACAACUGGUCACACAUUAAGAGACAUAUGAAGUACCACGCUGGUGUGAGACCCUACAAAUGCGAGCAAUGUGAGUACAGCGCUGUUGAUAAGAGCGAUCUUACAAAACACAGGAGGCGUCACACCGGUGAGAGACCCUACAGUUGUCAAGUUUGUGACUACAAGGCAAGUCAAAGGGGCAGCCUUGUCUGGCAUAUGAAAACCAGGCACCAAUGUAAAUAAAACGUCGCGAUCAUUUCGUGCAUCAGUGAUUAAUGGAAAACUAAGUAUACAAUUGCCCGUAAUACUUUGUUCCUGAGCUCGAGAAAGUUUGUAUAACAUGAAUUUUGAGUUGACCUGUAAUGAUUUUGUUUUCGUAUGUAUUUACAACAGCUACAGGAAAGUAAAAGUACAACAAUGUAAACAACCAUUUACUGUAGAUGGGAAGUAUUCUUGUAUUGAAUUUUGUUGAUAUUAGUAUUACAAACUGCAUGUUUCAACAAGUGCCUACUGCAAUAAAGCUGAACUUUGGCAAAGCUUCUGUA
Branchiostoma floridae (Florida lancelet) is the source of this 1791-nucleotide messenger RNA. RefSeq names its product zinc finger protein 39-like. Gene Ontology annotation, molecular function: RNA polymerase II transcription regulatory region sequence-specific DNA binding; DNA-binding transcription factor activity, RNA polymerase II-specific. Gene Ontology annotation, cellular component: nucleus. Gene Ontology annotation, biological process: regulation of transcription by RNA polymerase II. Lineage: Eukaryota; Metazoa; Chordata; Leptocardii; Amphioxiformes; Branchiostomatidae. The transcript has 2 exons. The record is from RefSeq and is a predicted model, not a curated record. Bases 38 to 1489 code for a protein of 483 amino acids.